Messenger RNA from Pan troglodytes (chimpanzee), 4664 nucleotides. RefSeq names its product deoxyribonuclease 1 (gene DNASE1). Lineage: Eukaryota; Metazoa; Chordata; Mammalia; Primates; Hominidae. The record is from RefSeq and is a predicted model, not a curated record. The transcript is spliced from 12 exons. Bases 1000 to 1830 code for a protein of 276 amino acids. Gene Ontology annotation, biological process: DNA catabolic process. Gene Ontology annotation, cellular component: nucleus. Gene Ontology annotation, molecular function: deoxyribonuclease I activity; DNA binding.
GAGGCGGAAGCGGCGCUUGCUUCAGGUGGAGUCUAUUAGUUGUUGAGAAAGCGUUAGGGUGAGUUUAAGGCACUGUGGCAGCUGUGAGAUAAAGUCUGAUUCCUCCCCAGCUGGCUCAGGAAAUGUUCGCGGAUACAAUGGCGGCCCCCUCUGGGCAUACCUGCCUGUGGAGCGGAGAGUGGACGGUGUGAGGGGGACCGGGAGAGGCACCAAAUCUGGCCUGGGGGCCCGAGAAGCUUCCUCUCAGUGACCACAAUAUGAAUGGGAACAGCAAGACGGCAAAAGCUUGCUGAGUGGUGCAGCGCCAGCCUGGGUAGUGGCCUCCCCAGCAAGUUGCAUGUCACUAGCUUCCUGUGGCUGUCACUCCUGGGCCCAGGCACCUCCGAAGAUCAGCACCUCCUCAUGGGCUCAAGCGAGGACAGGAGCCCGUCACCCAUGAGCUCGCAAGGGCAGAGCCACUGUCCUGUCUCGAUGGCUCCACCGUGACUCCAGUGGACUUUGGACAGUGGGGAGCAGGCCCAAUAGGGCCACUCGGAUGUGGUCACUCUGGAUUUGGGUGGAUCAGCACCAAGCUAGACUCAUCCCCAGCCCCCAGGUGCUGUUGCGCUCCUGCGUGAGUCCCCAUCCACAGCUGCAGCUGUGGCGGGGUGGCUAGUGGUGGCCAGCAUGGCCCUGCUGUAGCUCCACGCUGUGGGGGGCGUGGCCCUGACCAGCAGCCACCCCUCCAUGUGGGCCACAGUGGAGGAGCUUAGGAAGCCGCCUUGGCAAGGUCCCGCAGGCUCUGCGUCUGGUGUGGAAGAGCUCAAGGCGAAGCACUCCUGCCCAGGACCCGAGGAGCCGGCCACUGUUCAGAAGGCCCCAGCUUGAAGGCCUGGAGAGCCGCCCAGCAGCACAACACAGGCAAGCUUGGGGAGCAAAAGGAGAAAAUUGUCAUCAAAGGAUAUUCCAGAUUCUUGACAGCAUUCUCAUCAUCUCUGAGGACAUCACCAUCAUCUCAGGAUGAGGAGCAUGAAGCUGCUGGGGGCGCUGCUGGCACUGGCGGCCCUACUGCAGGGGGCCGUGUCCCUGAAGAUCGCAGCCUUCAACAUCCAGACAUUUGGGGAGACCAAAAUGUCCAAUGCCACCCUCGUCAGCUACAUUGUGCAGAUCCUGAGCCGCUAUGACAUCGCCCUGGUCCAGGAGGUCAGAGACAGCCACCUGACUGCCGUGGGGAAGCUGCUGGACAACCUCAAUCAGGAUGCACCAGACACCUAUCACUACGUGGUCAGUGAGCCACUGGGACGGAACAGCUAUAAGGAGCGCUACCUGUUCGUGUACAGGCCUGACCAGGUGUCUGCGGUGGACAGCUACUACUACGAUGAUGGCUGCGAGCCCUGCGGGAACGACACCUUCAACCGAGAGCCAGCCAUUGUCAGGUUCUUCUCCCGGUUCACAGAGGUCAGGGAGUUUGCCAUUGUUCCCCUGCAUGCGGCCCCGGGAGACGCAGUAGCCGAGAUCGACGCUCUCUAUGACGUCUACCUGGAUGUCCAAGAGAAAUGGGGCUUGGAGGACGUCAUGUUGAUGGGCGACUUCAAUGCGGGCUGCAGCUAUGUGAGACCCUCCCAGUGGUCAUCUAUCCGCCUGCGGACAAGCCCCGCCUUCCAGUGGCUGAUCCCCGACAGCGCUGACACCACAGCUACACCCACGCACUGUGCCUAUGACAGGAUCGUGGUUGCAGGGAUGCUGCUCCAAGGCGCUGUUGUUCCCGACUCGGCUCUUCCCUUUAACUUCCAGGCUGCCUAUGGCCUGAGUGACCAACUGGUAGGUGUCCUCCCUUGCACAGCCACAUGAGGAUGGGACACAGGAGCUCAGUUCUCAGUUCACACCUGCUCUGGAGCAGGGCUGGGAGAAAGACACCGCCUUCCUGCCUCAGCGGCACUCCCGGGCAACACGUGCCGAGCAGGGACCCACAGGGUCUCCACCUGACACCAUGGGCUUCUGCUGCUGCUGGAAGGACACCCAACGGGCCAGGUACUGGGAGCCACCAGCUGGCCAGCCUGUUAGGGACACUGCGGCCAAGUGGUGGUCCAUCCCCGGGAAAGCCUCACCUUCACGUUGGUGACACGCGACCCCAGCACAUUUCUCAUCCAGGCCAAGAGCUCCUCCGUCUCCUUCUCUGAUAGGCACUCGGCGGCUGCGGAAGAGCAGGCGACAGGGAGCUCAGGCCUGCACCCCCACUCCCCGGCUUCCAUGGGGGCCACGCAGCAUGCUGCCAGCUCCCACCUCCUCUCCCACCAGGAUGGAGACACAAGCUAGCAAGAUGCUUUUCAUCUAAAAGUAAAACCUCAAAGGAUGCUUCAGGUUGCCUGAGGCCCAUACAACUUGGUUAGGGCUUUAAAAAAAUACACAGCCUCUCAAGAAGCUGGGCCAGCUCCAGAAGCCACCGUGGCAGGAGCACUGGACAGACCCCUGAUAUCUAAACCAGGAGGCACCUUCCUCCAGUCACCAGGGUGCUCCCACAAGGCUCUUCUCGGGGGUGGCUGAGCCCAGGUCAACUGACGAAAACCCAAAGGAAGCCCUCGCUGCAGGGCAGGAGAGGCGUGCAGGGAGUGGAAACCGGCCCCACGCCUAGAGAGCUGGGGAUGCCGACCUGGGGACCUGUCCUCAAACUUCUCCUCCUUGUAGUGAUCCACGACUAUGUCCGUCUCCACAGAGAUCAGCUUCUUCUUGUCAAACUCACGAAGGUGCAGCAGGGUGAGCUCAUCAAACUGCUCAAAGCAGAAGAGAACCUGCAGGUGGCCAAGAGCAGCUCCAUCAGGCCCCGGGGGCCUCCAGCCACCACAGAAGAAAGGAUGUGGGCGGCAGGAGGGCUGGGGGAGCCAAGCGGGCCACACUGGGGAACACCGGGGCAGUUAGGGUUCCUAGGCCUGCAUGACAGUUACUGCGACCCUGGGUCUAAGGAAGGCUCUGACUGCCUUCAAGGCAGAAGCACUCCACGCAUAAGGAAAUCCACAUGUGGCUGAGUGCAGUGGCUCAUGCCUGUAAUCCCAGCACUUUGGGAGGCCAAAGCAGGCAGAUGACAAGGUCAGGCGUUCCAGACCAACAUGGUGAAAUGCCGUCUCUACUAAAAAUACAAAAAUUUGCUGGGUGUGGUGGUGUGCACCUGUAGUCCCAGCUACUCAGGAGGCUGAGGCAGGAGAAUGACCUGAACCCAGGAGGCGGAAGUUGCAGUGAGCCGAGAUCGCACCACUGCACUCUAGCCUGGGCAAGAGAGCAAGACUCCGUCUCAAAAAAAAAACAAACAAAAAAAACCACAUGUGACCUCCAAGUGGGAAACAGCCGUCACAGUCGGUCCGGCCUCUGUGCCCGUGACCCUGACUCACUGUGCAGCCCUGCCGGGAGUCUUGGGCAGGUUCACCCAGCACAGAGCUGAGAAGGUCAAGACCCUCCCCAGGAUGCAGCCCCCGGAGCUCGCCCCACCCACCGCUCACGCACCUCUGUGUCUUUCUUCUUCAUGGCCUCAUAGUAGGGUGAGUGCUCUGCCAGGUGACGGUUGGGGGCGCACAGGUAGUAGAUGUUGCGGGUGCCGGCCCGCAUGCGGCUGGCAUAUUCUGAGAGGCUGGUUAGCUGCCCGGAGGGCAGCGCCGAGGACUCGUAGCGCAGCAGCUUUGCUAUGUCCUCCUAGAAGGGACGGGGCAGGUCACCACUUAUUCCAGGCCCAUGGGCUCAAUGUUGCCCAACUAACUGGGCGCAAACCCUCCGACGCCCAUGGCCUCCUGGCACUCCAGGCUGGCCCUGACCCGAGGGACGGUAGUGGACUCGGGGGUUGUCCGAGACCAGGCCUUGCUCUGCCCAUCAGGCCCCUUUUGGGAGCUCUGGGGGCUUAGGAAGCACGUCCUGCCCCAGAUGGCCCAGGGGCUCUCCAGGGAGCUAUGCGCACCACGCCCUGGGAGGGAACCCCACCCAACAGCAGAGCCCGGCCUGGACCCAGCGCCUUCCCUCUGCCCUCAGUGACAGAGUCAGUGUCUGGUGGGCACACGGACACGGGUGAAGUCCACGGUUCCCGGCCCUCCUCACAGCUGGCUAUGGCAGAGACUGGCUUUGGCCAGUGGGUUUCAGUGGGAUUUGGAGAAGGGCCCUUAGGGGAGGGGUUUGCCCUCCUCCCCAUCAGUUGAACGCAGCUACCUCUAGAGCUCAUGGGAGCUGCAGCUGGAAGGACGCAGGGGGAAAACAGAAAGAGGGAAAAGCAAGGAGCUGGACACCCAACCAGCAGGGCCCAGGCCACCCCUGCAUACAUGGUGGGUGUGCAUUGAUAAGACAUGUCACACGUGCACACCUACAAAGACCUAGAAAUGUCUCUCUUACCUGUGUGCUGUUAACUCAAAUGGAGAUAAAUGAGAAUGAAGAGGCCUGUGUCAGAAGCUGCCGAAGUCGGCAAACAACCAGAACACAGCCUCCUUGGGACCCCACACACGUGGUCACCCUCCUCCUGCUGCUGGGGAGAAGGGACGGGACACCAGCACGGGAUGGGGUCCUGGGAUGAAAUGUUCUGGGGUUACAGUGGAGGCAGCCACACCACACUGGGAAUGCACUAAAUGCCACUGAAUUGUACGUGUUGAAAGGUGAAUUCUGUGAAUCUGAUGCUAUGUAAAUUGUAUCUCAAUAAAAAAUGGACAAAAAAUGUU